Messenger RNA from Haplochromis burtoni (Burton's mouthbrooder), 974 nucleotides. RefSeq names its product diamine acetyltransferase 1. The record is from RefSeq and is a predicted model, not a curated record. Lineage: Eukaryota; Metazoa; Chordata; Actinopteri; Cichliformes; Cichlidae. Gene Ontology annotation, molecular function: N-acetyltransferase activity. The transcript has 6 exons. The coding region runs from base 181 to 690 and encodes 169 amino acids.
AGAGAAGCGUCUGAAGCUGCUCUGCCACUCUGCAACACAGUCAAUGCAGUUCUGUGUAUGUUGGUUUCCCCAUUUCAUUGUCGGGGGGUAGACUCCUGAGGAGCGGAUGAAGAAACAAAUUUUGCUUUUGUUUACAUUCAGAGGAUUAGUGAGCAAAGGGAAAAGGGGUAAAAAGAGAAAAUGGCCAGUUUUAUAUUACGGACAGCUGAACCAAAGGAUGUCUCAGAUAUCCUGCGACUCAUAAAGGAGCUUGCUAAAUUUGAAGAGAUGGAGGAGAAGGUGAUGCUGACAGAAAAAGAUCUGCUUGAAGAUGGCUUUGGGGAUCAUCCAUUCUACCACUGUUUGGUUGCUGAAGUCCCAAACGAGAAGAGCUCAGUAGGGUACACUGUGGUUGGGUUUGCUAUGUACUACUUUACAUAUGACCCAUGGAUUGGAAAGCUUCUGUACCUGGAAGAUUUCUUCAUCAUGCAGGAGUUUCGUGGUCUUGGCAUCGGUUCAAAAGUCCUGAAGGUGCUGAGCGAGACGGCAGUGAAGACCCGCUGUAGUGCCAUGCAUUUUAUAGUAGCAGAAAACAACACCAAGUCUAUUGAGUUCUACAAGAGAAGAGGUGCAGCGGAUCUGUCCUCUGAGGAGGGGUGGCGUCUUUUUGCCAUUGAAAAGAAAAAUCUGCUGAAAAUGUCUGCCAAAUAGAGUUUGCCACUCUUAAACUUGUACUGAUGUCUGGUGAUAGCAGUGAACUUUCUCUAUGUGAUCAGUGACUUGGAGCAGCCUCAAUAAAUGCAUUUAUCAAUCAGCUGUUCCCUUCUAAUCACAAACCAUGUCUGGGACUUUUGCGGUCAUUGCUAAAUUUACACUGAUCUCGGAAGUUUGAUGAAUGAACACUGAAACGUGAUAAUUACAUGGUAAUAAUCUACCACAGCUGGAAAGUUUGUGAGACUUGAACAAGCAUGCUAAUAAAUACAUUAAUAAAUAUA